CCCGGCCACGGCACAAGUCCAAGUGCAGCCUCGCCAACCUCGCCCAAAACACUCGGUCUCGAUGACCAUGCACCAUCAGCAUGGCACCGGCAACAGUCAGAAGGGCUCCGUAUAAGGACUUUCUGCAGCCUGCGCUGCACAGGCGAUUUUCUUCUACCGCAACUAUCCUGCUUGCCAUUUCUUAUUUGCAAGCCAUCCUACUCUCGGGCUGGAGCUCUUGUGAGUGGUGGACGUUCACGAUGCAAGUUCGCGAAGCUUCCCGCUAACUUGUGUCUCGUAGACUUUUGGUCUUGGUUUCCGAUUGGCCCCGCGGGGUUCCGAACAUUGUUCCUCUUCACUUGCGGUCUCUCGAUCUUGAUCCUGCGCAUCGCCCAGUACCACGUCGGCACCCGCGCCUCCAACUCGACCUUCCACGCGUUCGCAAAAUUCUUCUUUAGCAUCCACACCCUCGAGGCUUUCCUCUUCUACGGCUUCUCGAGCGCGCUGUUCAGUCAUGUUUACUUGUGGGCUCUGCCGGAGAGCGCCAACUUGGGAUGGGUCACAUACUACAGUGGGGACCGUGCCAGGGUGAACGAGAGAACGUUGAUCUUCUUCUGCUACAUGGCCGUCAGCGCCGCUGUUCAGUCGAUUUUCCACUUCUAUCAGGACCAAGACAAGCUCAUCAUCGGUGUUGCGCGGUCAGAGGGAGGCGAAGUCAAGGUUUCCGGGGAUGCAUCGCUGAAUAAGGUCCUUGGCGAAGUCCCCGCGAUCCUCAUCCAGUCUAGUGUCAGAAGUAUAAGUGUCACUCUUGUCACUGGAGUGGUCUACUUCAUGGCAUUGAGGUCAUUCUUUUGGGGUUGGGCGUUGUUCUUCUUGCGGCCCUUUUACAAUCUUCCCAAAACCAACAUGCUACCUCCCCAGUGGCCUGGAGACAUCUACUUGAUGUACCGAUGCGCCGUUGCGGGCUUCUUGAUCACCGCCAUCUGGAAGAUGGCCAACCAUGCGUUCUCGACGUUCAUGGUCAAGGCGCCGCUCAAGAAUGGCAAGCCCCUCACGAGCGAAUCCAAGGAUCCAAAUGGCAGUCUUCUCAAUGGUCUUAAGAGCAAGAAGGACUCCGUUCGGUGCUUCGCUCUCUGGGAACUGGCAUACAUUUCUCGCAGUGACGACGGGAGGCGCAAGGCCGUCUUCGAAGAUAUCGACCGGAAAGAUGGCUCUACAUGGUCUCAAAUAUUUGUUUACUGCCUCACUACCAUCAAGAACAUUGAACAAAGAAUCGAUCAAUACGGGAAGCCCGCGGUUGUACCGGCUGCCCUAGCGGCACCUGCCGAGGUUCGAGCUCGGUCCUCCGCGCCGCUGAAGGAAGAUCCGAUCUUUACCAGCAAACCUGCGAACAAGACGGUGCGCGGCGAACUGGAAAAGGCCCUCACCCAGGUGGGAAGCCACCCCGGCCAUUCACCAGUGUCGCAGCUGAGCCCUAUCGCAAAGAAGACACUGAGGGGUGCGCGUGACAAGGUUCUGAGCAAGGAACAGCAAGAGGCACUGUCGUCUCCUCAACUGAUGAACCAAUUCCAGACGUGGGCUCUGAAGGUGAUUAGUAACGAGUACAUGGGCUGGAUCUUCCGCCAAGAGUUCCGCAACCGCCUCACUGCCGUCAUCCUCGGAACCCCAUACUCGGAGCUGAGCCAGUACGUUAACGCCGUUGACGUGCUUAGCUUGUUGGCCGUCCACAGUCUCACCGAGGACAAGUACGGCAGGAUCCACAAGGAUGUUCCCACUAUCAUCCGUACUUUUACAACAGUCAUCGGCAAGAUCGAGGCAUUCGUGGACAAUUUCCCCGUUCACUGGACUGAUGUCGAAAAGAAGAGGGUUGCACCAGAGGUCGAAGCGGUGAUUGCGGCCUUGAAGACGGGCUUGGCCCAUGUGAUUGCAGAGUUUGAACUUUACAGUAGCGACUUGAGGUUGACUCGCACGGAUAUCAGAUUGGCCAAGGAGGCCGCAGCUCAACAGGCACCUACGAGUGAAGUCUGGCCCCAGGCACCCGAGAUGCAGCAGGCCCGCUAG
Molecule: messenger RNA, 2040 nt
Organism: Colletotrichum orchidophilum
Lineage: Eukaryota; Fungi; Ascomycota; Sordariomycetes; Glomerellales; Glomerellaceae
Product: nucleoporin protein Ndc1-Nup
Exons: 2
Biological process (GO): nuclear pore organization; spindle pole body localization
Cellular component (GO): spindle pole body; nuclear pore transmembrane ring
Molecular function (GO): spindle pole body-nuclear membrane anchor activity
Source: RefSeq, a predicted model, not a curated record